Molecule: messenger RNA, 1262 nt
Organism: Micromonas commoda
Lineage: Eukaryota; Viridiplantae; Chlorophyta; Mamiellophyceae; Mamiellales; Mamiellaceae
Exons: 1
Coding region: 1-1218 (405 amino acids)
Molecular function (GO): oxidoreductase activity
Source: RefSeq, a predicted model, not a curated record
AUGACGACGAUGACCGUCGCCCUCGGAGCCGCGAUCGCGCUUCCUCGGACCGCAGGUGUGCGCCGCACGCGCGUCGCGGCGGCCGCGCGCGCAUUCCCCACGUCCCGCAUCGCGCCGCGUGUCGCAAUCUCCUCGCGUCGUCGCGAUGCCUCCUCGGUACUGCAGGCCAGCGAUAACCCCGGCCAGGCGCCCAGCCUGAGCGUGAACGACGAGAACGCGGAGGAACCCGCGCUGAGCCCUCGUCCGAAGCCGACGAAGAAGCCCGACGAACCGGUGCCCAACCCGCCCCUCAGGGUCGCCGCGUUCCUCGCAGGCGCCGGGUUCUUGGAAUCGUCCUACCUCGCAGUCGAGAAGCUCACCGGCGGGGAGGUGACGUGCCCGCUGACGGGAUGCCAGACGGCGCUCAACUCCGGGUACUCCGAGCUCUUCGGCGUGCCCCUGUCCGCAUACGGCGCUGCGGCGUACUUCGGGGUGGCCGCGCUCACCUGGUGGGGCGCGGGCAUGGCCGGCAACGAGGAGGAGAAGGAUGCGUACCAGCGCGCGAGGGUGCUCACAUUCCUGUCAACUGCGGGCCUCGCGGGCGUGAGCUCGUACCUCCUGUACCUGCUCGCGGUUCCCUUCGGGGGCGCGGAGUGCGUGUACUGCCUCACGUCCGCGGCGAUAUCCUUCUCGCUCUUCGCCAUCGGUCUCAGCGGGGUGAACGGUCGGGACUUUGGCAAGGCUGCGCCGGCGGCGUUUUCGGUGUACAUCGUCACCGUGCUCUCCCUCUCCGUGCUGCUGACGGACGACUCCUCCCAGGCGAACAUAAACUCGCUCAAGCUGCCGUACGCCGCCCCGGUGAUCGAGGCUCAGUCCACAUCGUACAGCAGGGACCUCGCGGCGCACCUCAAGUCCGUCGGCGCGAAGAUGUACGGGGCGUUCUGGUGCUCGCACUGCGAGGAUCAGAAGGAGUUUUUCGGCGCGGGUGCCGACAUUCCCUACGUGGAGUGCUUCCCCAACGGGUGGGAGAGGGGCACGCCGGUGGCGGCGGCGUGCUCCGCGGCGGAUAUCCAGGGAUUUCCGACGUGGAUUUUGGCGGACGGGCAGAAGCUCGAAGGGGAGAAGACGCUCGCUGAGCUGGCAAAGCUGACCGGGUACGAGGCACCGGGUCCGGGGGCGCUGCCGACGGCGCCUGGUCUGGACGCGUCGUCGCAGCUCGACUCGUUCCUGAGUCAAUAGAAACGGGUCAAGUCUCUCAUGCUAACAUAACAUUACAUAAAGUU